AUGUCAGGCUUUUCAUAUGCCGUCAUGAAGACAGGUGCUCUGUGUUCUUACAUAGUAGUGGAAGGUGUGGUGGGUCACCCUGUCACACUGCCAUGUACUUACUCAACAAAUGAGGGAAUCACUACCGCAUGCUGGGGCCUUGGCGAAUGUCAAUCUGUUUAUUGUGCUAGAACGCUUAUCUGGACCAAUGGAUAUCAAGUCUCCUAUAAGAGGAGCAGCCGAUACCAGCUAAAGGGGCAUAUUUCAGAAGGAAAUGUGUCCUUGACAAUAGAGAAUGCUGUUCAGAGUGACAGUGGUCCAUAUUGUUGUAUAGUGGAGAUUCCUGGAUCUUUCCAUUAUGUGACCUAUUCCUUGGAAAUCAAACCAGAAAUUUCCACAAGUCCUCCAACAAGACCCACAACUACAGGAAGACCCACAACUGCAGGAGGACACACAACUGCAGGAAGACCCACAACUGCAGGUAGAUCCACAACUACAGCAAGACCCAUGACUAUUUCAACAAGACCCACACAUGUACCCACAUCACCCCGAGUUUCCACCUCUACUCCUCCAAUACCAACACACACACAGUCUCACACACCAAGUACAACCCAUUGUGGUACAGGACCCAGAGUCCUUCUCACGAGAGUUGGUAGGAGACAGUGA
This is a messenger RNA of Peromyscus eremicus (cactus mouse), 645 nucleotides long. RefSeq names its product T-cell immunoglobulin and mucin domain-containing protein 2-like. The record is from RefSeq and is a predicted model, not a curated record. The transcript is spliced from 3 exons. The coding region runs from base 1 to 645 and encodes 214 amino acids. NCBI's taxonomy places the organism in Eukaryota, Metazoa, Chordata, Mammalia, Rodentia, Cricetidae. Gene Ontology annotation, molecular function: phosphatidylserine binding; virus receptor activity. Gene Ontology annotation, cellular component: cell surface. Gene Ontology annotation, biological process: positive regulation of mast cell activation; phagocytosis, engulfment.